This is a messenger RNA of Brassica napus (rape), 1023 nucleotides long. RefSeq names its product probable long-chain-alcohol O-fatty-acyltransferase 4. Gene Ontology annotation, biological process: lipid metabolic process. Bases 19 to 1023 code for a protein of 334 amino acids. The transcript has a single exon. The record is from RefSeq and is a predicted model, not a curated record. NCBI's taxonomy places the organism in Eukaryota, Viridiplantae, Streptophyta, Magnoliopsida, Brassicales, Brassicaceae.
ACAAAAUAAAUCAGAGACAUGGCGGAAGAAUUCAAGAACUUAAUGAAAAUAUGGGUUUCAGCAAUAAGCUCAGUAGCUUACUGCUACUUCUUAUCAACUAGAAUCAAAGCUGGCGUUUUCCGAUUACUCUCUGUUCUUCCCGUUUGUGCUAUGUUCUUUGUUCUUCCUCUAUUUAUCUCAUCUUCAACUUUCUGCUUGUACACAACUUUUUUUCUAUCCGUUGCAAAUUUCAAACUCAUUCUCUUCUCCUUCGAUCAAGGCCCUCUUUUCCCACUUCCCCCAAAUCUCGCCCAUUUCAUUGCCUUCACUUGCUUACCCAUCAAACAUCAACAAAACCCUAAAACCCUAACUCAUUUCCCCAAAUGGUUUUUUAUCAUUAAAGUGGUAAUGUACAUUGUGGUGUUACAUAUUUAUCAUCAUUACAAACAAUAUCUCCCUUUGAUUCUACUACUAGGUUUCUAUCCUCUCAAUUUAUACUUAGAGCAUGAGAUGAUAUUAACCCCCCUCAAAUAUAUAGUCACCGUCACUCUUGGUCUGGACCUCCAACCACAGUUCAACGAACCGUACUUAGCCACUUCUCUUCAAGACUUUUGGGGUCGCCGAUGGAAUCUUACGAUCUCAGAUCUCCUCCGGUCAAGCGUUUAUAGUCCGGUGAGGAAAAUAUGCCAAUACUUUGUUAAUUCCGAGUGGUCUACGAUCAUGGGAGUUUUGGCGACGUUCCUAGCCUCUGGUGUGUCGCAUGAGGUACUCUACGUCUACUUAACCCGGGAGACUCCUACGGGAGAGGUCACAUGGUUCUUUGUGUUACAUGGAGUUUGCACGGUGAUUGAAGUGUUGGUUAAAAAGAAGACUUUUGUAGGGCGGUGGUCGGUGAGACCGAUUGUGUCACGGUUGCUAACGGUUGGGUUUGUGUGUCUGACCUCUGGUUGGCUGUUUUUCCCUCAGCUUAUACGGAGCAACGUAAUUGAAAAUUUCGUUUAUGAAGCCUUCUUGUUUCUUGAUUUCUUUAAGCUCAAGUUUUAG